Messenger RNA from Arthroderma uncinatum, 2694 nucleotides. RefSeq names its product exo-beta-1,3-glucanase. NCBI's taxonomy places the organism in Eukaryota, Fungi, Ascomycota, Eurotiomycetes, Onygenales, Arthrodermataceae. Bases 1 to 2694 code for a protein of 897 amino acids. Gene Ontology annotation, molecular function: polygalacturonase activity. The record is from RefSeq and is a predicted model, not a curated record. The transcript has 3 exons.
AUGGCUCGCGGUUUGGUUUCCAGCUUGCUGCUGGGCCAGAUCCUGCUCACCCUGGUCAGCCUAUUCUCCCCUGCUGCGGCUGUUCCAACUCCCCAGUCGCCAAACCCGUCGACCCAAGCAUCCAGCUACUGGAUCAGCUCUAUCAAACGCCAGGGAGUCGCCGCCUUCAACGGUGGUGCCAACUACAAGGUGUUUCGAAAUGUAAAGGACUUUGGCGCCAAAGGUGACGGGUCUUCUGAUGACACUGCUGCCAUCAACACGGCCAUCUCCUCUGGAAGCCGCUGUGGGAAGGGCUGCGACUCUUCAACCACUACGCCGGCGCUGGUCUACUUCCCCCCGGGCACCUAUGUCGUGUCUAAGCCCAUCAUCCAGUACUACUACACCCAGAUCGUUGGUGACGCCGUCAACAUGCCGGUGAUCAAGGCCGCUCCCUCGUUCGAAGGUAUCGCCGUCAUCGACGCUGACCCUUAUGAGAACGACGGCAGCAACUGGUACACCAACCAGAACAACUUCUUCCGCGGCAUUCGCAACGUUGUCAUCGACCUGACCGGCCUCGAUAGGGGCAGAGGGGCCGGCAUCCACUGGCAGGUCGCCCAAGCCUCCAGCUUGCAGAACAUCCGCUUCGAGAUGGUCAAGGGCGGCGGAGACGCAAACAAGCAGAUCGGUAUUUUCAUGGACAACGGCUCCGGUGGAUUCAUGACCGAUCUCGUCUUCAAUGGUGGGAACUACGGUGCCUUCUUCGGCAACCAGCAGUUCACCACCCGCAACCUGACCUUCAACAACUGCAACACCGCCAUCUUCAUGAACUGGAACUGGGCCUGGACCUUCAAGUCCUUGACCGUCAACGACUGCGGUGUCGCCCUGGACAUGUCGAACGGAGGAUUCAACCAGACCGUCGGAUCUGUCAUGAUCCUCGACAGCAAGAUCAACAACACCCCCAAGGGCAUCGUCACCUCGUUCAAUGCCAACAGCGCCCCCGAGUCUGGCGGUACCCUGAUCCUCGAUAACGUCGACUUCAGCGGAUCUACAGUUGCAGUUGCCAACGCCCAGGGCUCAUCCCUCGUCGGCGGAAACACCGUUGUCAAGCACUGGGUUCAAGGAAACUCCUGGAUCCCCGCAUCCGGCGUGAAGGCCAGAAGACAGCCACCGCCGGUCGUCAAGGCGAAGCCAAAUGCCGCACGCCGCGGUGAAUGUCCGGCGCCAGCACCGCAGCCUCCUGCGCAGUCGACGACGCCGACUCCCCCAUACCCGAUCCCGAGCACGCCGCCCGCUACCAUCCCAACCAAAGUCGCUACCAGCGAAGGAUCAACUGUCCCAACCAGAGUCCCUACCAGUGAAGGCUCAAGCGUCCCAACCAGAGUCCCGACCGGAGGAAUGCCAUCUGGCACCUCUGCUUCGAACCCAUCGACUCCAACUCCCUCAGGCACACCCACCGGCGGGCCUACCAGCUGCCCAAGCGCCCCCGUCACCAAGGCUCGCGUUCAAACCGCCCUCCCCCAGCCCAGCAAGCCAGCCAUCCUUCUCGACGAAUCUGGCAAGGUCUUUGAGCGCGCAAAGCCACAGUACGAGAACGUCCCCGCCAGCUCGUUCAUCAGCGUCAAGAGCGCCGGUGCUAAGGGAGACGGCAAGACCGAUGACACCAAGGCCAUCCAGGCGGUCCUCGACAAGGCCACCGCUGACCAGAUCGUGUACUUUGACCACGGCGCCUAUCUCAUCACCUCCACCAUCAAAGUGCCCAAGAACAUCAAGAUCACCGGAGAAAUCUGGCCAAUGUUGAUGGCUACCGGUCAGGCCUUCUCAGACAUGAAGAACCCCAUCCCCAUGCUCCAGGUCGGCCAACCAGGCGACAAGGGCUCCGUCGAGAUGUCCGAGCUGAUCGUCACCACAAAGGGCCCAGCUCCAGGCGCUAUCCUCGUCGAGUGGAACGUUGCUGAAGAAACUCAGGGGUCCGUUGGAAUGUGGGAUGUUCACUUCAGAGUUGGCGGUUUCGCUGGAACCGACCUCCAGAGCAACCACUGCGCCAAGACGCCUUCUUCCAAGACUACCCCUGACCCCAAGUGCUUCGGUGCCUUUAUGCUCCUUCACAUCACCAAGACGGCCUCUGCCUACCUCGAGAACACCUGGUUGUGGGUGUCCGACCACGAACUCGACCUGUCUGACCAUGGCCAGAUCAACAUCUACAAUGGACGAGGUGCCUUGAUCGAGAGUUCCGGCGCUGUCUGGAUGUACGGCACCGCUUCAGAGCACAACACUCUAUACAACUACCAAAUCCAGAACGCUCAGAACGUCUACAUGGCAUUGAUCCAGACCGAGACUCCAUACUAUCAAUCCAACCCUGACGCUCUCGUCCCCUUCGCUCCAGACUCCAAAUACAACGACCCAACCUUCGGCGACUGCACGACAGCUGCCUGCAAGAAGGCAUGGGGUCUCCGCAUCCUCAACUCCACUGACGUCUACCUCUACGGAGGUGGCCUGUACAGCUUCUUCGAGAACUACAACCAAGACUGCCUCAAGACGGAGUCCUGCCAGCUGAACAUGAUCGAAGUCGAGUGCUCCGAGACCUACCUCUACGGUGUCAGCACCAAGGCUAGCACCAACAUGAUCACCUCCGGAGGCAAGGGACUGGUUCCCCAGAAGGAGAACAGGAGUAACUUCUGCUCUACCAUCGCUCUCUUCCACCAGGGUAAACUUUAA